UCCCUGGCAUAUGUUAAGCAACGGGUCUGUUCACGUGGUAUAUAAGGAGGAGCAUGCCCCCCCCUGAGCUUCCACUGAAGAAAGUCACAAUGAAGUUGGUGAUCUUGGCUUUGUUUGUCGCUGGUGCCUACGGGUGCGGCCUUCCCACCUUCCCCCCCACCAUCACCAGAGUGGUCGGAGGAGAUGACGUCCGUGAGAACAGCUGGCCCUGGCAGGUGUCUCUGCAGUACAAGAGUGGAAGCAGCUACUACCACACGUGCGGUGGCACCCUGAUCUCCAACCAGUGGGUCCUCACUGCUGCUCACUGCAUCGGCAAUCGCGACUACAGAGUGUACCUGGGAAAACACAACCUGAACACCAACAACGAGGCCGGUUCCCUCGCCAUCAGCCCCGCCAAGAUCGUUGUCCACGAGAACUGGGACUCCUUCAGAAUCCGCAACGACAUCGCCCUCAUCAAGCUGUCGACUCCCGUCAACUUCUCCAACUCCAUCAUGGCUGCCUGUCUUCCCAACUCUGGUGACAUCCUGGCCAACAGAGCUCCCUGCUACGUCACCGGCUGGGGUCGCCUCUGGACUGGAGGUCCCAUCGCCGACAUCCUGCAGCAGGCCCUCCUCCCUGUGGUCGACCACGCCACCUGCACCAGGUCUGACUGGUGGGGCAGCCUGGUCACCAGCAGCAUGGUCUGUGCUGGAGGAGACGGACAGCUGGCCAGCUGCAACGGAGACUCCGGCGGCCCCCUGAACUGUCCGAGCCCUGAUGGUUCCUGGGAGGUCCACGGCGUGGUGAGCUUUGGCUCCAGCAUGGGCUGCAACUACGCUAAGAAGCCCUCUGUCUUCACCCGCGUCAGCGCCUACAUCCCCUGGAUCAACAACGUGAUGGCCAAUAACUAAGAUGUUGUUGUGUUGUUGGUUGUUGCACUUGUUGCACACUAAAUAAAGAAUGUUCACUCUUUAUCUAACAUCAA
Molecule: messenger RNA, 964 nt
Organism: Gasterosteus aculeatus aculeatus (three-spined stickleback)
Lineage: Eukaryota; Metazoa; Chordata; Actinopteri; Perciformes; Gasterosteidae
Product: chymotrypsin-like elastase family member 2A
Biological process (GO): proteolysis
Molecular function (GO): serine-type endopeptidase activity
Source: RefSeq, a predicted model, not a curated record